AAGUAACGUAUCUAAAAGUGGCACAUACCAAAAAUUAGUUACGAUUUUGUUUUUGAGAAGUUACAUAUCUUUGGAGCAAAAUCAUUGAUAAAUAUCUUCUUCAAUUCAAAAUAACCGUAUACUCACUAAACAUGGACAACCUCAUUUUUUUGUCCUACUUUUAUACACUCUCGUCAAUAUUUCACAUCUAAAAAUCCGUUAAUUCCGUUGAUCCGUUCAUUGUAGAUUGGGAUAUUUAAAAUACUAAGCAUAACAAAAUGUCUAGUUUUAUCCUAAUUUCUCUAGUUAAAAUACCCCAUGACUAACAUCAGAUACAUUUCAAUUGGGCAUAUAUCUUGAAAAACAUAGCAUAAUAAACACCGUAUAAUUUGUACAGCUUCUUGUUCCUAGGUCCCUCACCUCUUCAUUCAGCCAUGGAACAAAAGGAGAAAAUACCUACUAAAUCAUCUGUGCCUCAGUUUGGAGGGUGGGACCAAAAGGCUCCAGGAGCUACUGACUAUUCAAUGGUGUUUACCCAAGCUCGUGAAAACAAAAAGCAUCAGAAAACUGACCUGACCCAAGUCAAGCGUAACAGCAUUGGGAAUGAACAGGACCUCGCCAAAGCUAGUCAUGGACAUGCACAUCCUGCUCAUGGUCAUGUUCGUUCUGCCAAUGGUCAUGUUCGUUCUGCCAAUGGUCAUGCCAAUCCUGCUCAUGGUCAUGCCCAUCCUGCUCAUGGUCAUGCUCAUGCCCAAGUUCAUGCUCAUGCACAAGAAGAUCCUGUAGUCAUGGGGAAAAAGAGGAUUCUGACCUACAUAAAUUGCUGUAUUAGGCCUUGAUAUGAUAACAACCACAUAAACAUAGUCAGUCCUUCAUAUUCAAAUCCAUGUCAUGCUAUUAAACGUACUAGGAUAUAUGACUUGUAAAAUAUUUUUGUGUAGAUGAGACAAGUUCAAUAGAAAACUGACCAUUACACAUUGUACAGUAUCGUAUAAAAGCUACGGUCUCUUUUAUUCCAGUUGCUUUUGAUACAGUCUAAGCAAUGUACAUUACAUCAAUGGAAAAUAUUGCACGAAAUAUAUCUAUUACUAUUACAUAAUUAUAUA
This is a messenger RNA of Cicer arietinum (chickpea), 1085 nucleotides long. RefSeq lists its product as uncharacterized. Lineage: Eukaryota; Viridiplantae; Streptophyta; Magnoliopsida; Fabales; Fabaceae. The record is from RefSeq and is a predicted model, not a curated record.